CGUCCCCGGCCUUGGCGGGACCCGGGGCGCACCUCUGGCCGUGGCUUCCACGCCAGCUCUACCCGCGCUCCAGUAGCCUCCCUGGGCCGGACGCUAGGGCUGCGCCGCAGCCUGACAUCCCCGCCACUGGACCUUACAAGGUUUCAUACACCUGAAAGAAGAGAAUGUCAAGACGAAGCACCCGUUUACAAGCUAAGCAGCAUGCACAGCCCAGUCAGCCAGACUCCCCCCAAGAAGCCCAGAUCAUCCAGGCCAAGAAGAGAAAAGCAGCACAGGAUGUCAAAAAAAGAAGAGAAGAGAAGGUCACCAGGAAACAUCAGUAUGAGAUAAGGAACUGUUGGCCACCUGUAUUAUCUGGAGGAAUCAGUCCUUGCAUUCUCAUUGAAACACCCCACAAAGAGAUAGGAACAAGUGACUUUUCUAGAUUUACAAGCUACAGAUUUAAAAAUCUUUUUAUUAAUCCUUCACCUUUGCCAGAUUUAAGCUGGGGAUGUUCCCAGGAGGUUUGGCUAAACAUGCUAAAAAAGGAAAGCACAUAUGUUCAUGACAAGAAUUUCGAAGGUCUGCACUGUGACCUAGAACCACAGAUGAGAUCAAUCCUUCUAGACUGGCUUUUAGAGGUAUGUGAAGUAUACACACUUCAUAGGGAAACAUUUUAUCUUGCACAAGACUUUUUUGAUAGAUUUAUGUUGACGCAAAGGAAUAUAAAUAAAAACAUGCUUCAGCUUAUUGGAAUUACCUCAUUAUUCAUUGCUUCCAAACUUGAGGAAAUAUAUGCUCCCAAACUCCAAGAGUUUGCUUAUGUCACUGAUGGUGCUUGCAGUGAGGAAGACAUUGUAAGGAUGGAACUCAUUAUAUUAAAGGCUUUGAAGUGGGAACUUUGUCCUGUCACAGUCAUCUCCUGGUUACAUCUCUUUCUCCAAGUCGAUGCUCUUAAGGAUGCUCCCAAAGUUCUUCUACCUCAGUAUUCUCAGGAAACCUUCAUCCUCAUUGCCCAGCUUCUGGAUCUGUGUAUUCUAGCCAUUGACUCAUUAGAGUUUCAGUACAGAAUACUGGCUGCUGCCGCCUUGUGCCAUUUUACCUCUAUUGAAGUGGUUAAGAAAGCCUCAGGUUUGGAGUGGGACAGUAUUUCAGAAUGUGUAGACUGGAUGGUCCCUUUUGUCAGUGUAGUCAAAAGUGCUAGUCCAGUGAAGCUGAAGACUUUCAAGAAGAUACCUAUGGAAGACAGACACAAUAUCCAGACACAUACAAAUUAUUUGGCCAUGCUGGAUGAAGUCAGCUAUGUAAACACCUUCAGAAAAGGGGGACAGUUGUCACCAGUUUGCAGUGGAGGAAUUAUGACACCACCGAAGAGUACAGAAAAACCACCAGGAAAACACUAAAGAUGUCAGGGAAGCAGACAAGUUUCAACUGAGCAAUACUAGCUUGAAUCUACUAAAGUUUUGCAAGAAAACGCCUUUGAUUAUCAUUGCCAAUUCAGACAUUACACUGCCAUUCUUGAUUUAAAAAACACUUAAAAUUGGCACUAAAGAACAAAUGUACUUACUUCCUUUAUUAGCUGUUAAAAAAACAGCAGGACAUGUUUACAAAGAUGACUUUGUUUCCAGGGUUACUGGACAGAAGCCAACCAUGAUUUAUGCCAUGGCAAUUUUUUUUGGAUGCAGUGUUACUGUAUUUGUCUUGAUAAACUAGGAAUUUUAUCAUUGCCAUUUUGGACUAGGUAAGUGCUACUUUUAAGUGAUGCAGUACUUUGAAUCUAGCUUUUAGAUUCUUAAAGUUCCUUUACUUUUGACUAGUGCAAUUUGGUUUUUGAAAAUAGAAUUUAAAUUUGUUUACAAAGAUAGUUUUGUAAUAAGGUGACUAAUUUAUCUAAAGCUGUUGUAGGAAGCUAUUAUAAAACUUGAAUUUUUACAAAUGGUGAAAUUAAAUUUGUUUAGCUAUUUUAUUUGCCUUGCCAUGUUUUUUAAUCAGUAAGUUGUCACUGAACAUUAACUGCUCUAAACAGUGGGAGUACCAAAGAAAUUAUAACGAGAUAAAUGCUGUGGCUCCUUCUUGGGGCUUUGUUAGACAUAGGUUGCUUUAUAAUAACCUUUCCUGUAUAUCACAAUUUGGAUGGAAACUUAUGUACAUUUUCAGACUAUUUAUAUGAGAAAGUCACUUUAUGACUCUUAAGAUAUCCCUGUGGAUAAAUUUAGCAUGACUAAGGCUUUAUGUUUCCAAAACUGUUGAACGUCCACUUUAAAUUCCUACACGAUGAGAAGAAAACUGUCAAAAGUGAAAGUUUAACAUUUGACCUAAAUUUCUAUUUUCUUAAGGCAGAAAAAUAUUAAAUGUACUGACUCCUAGAAAUCUAUUUAUUAAAUUUGCUGUAUAUAAGCCAGCUACUUCUACAUAAAUAUUUUAAAUCCGUCUCAAAAAGUAGAUUUAAGUAGAGUUACACAAGACUGCUAGUUAGCAGACAUGUGAACCUCUUCUACCUUUGAAGAAACUGUAAAUUAAAGCUGUUGCUACGGGAUGAAGUUUUCGAUACAGUUUUUGUUUUUAAACUAAUGUUUCAGUAUUUUGUCUGAAAAGAAAACACUAAAUGUGUAUAUAUGUACUAUAUAAACAAUCUUUUAAUAUUUUUAGCCCAUUGUUUAAAAAUAAAGGCCAAACAUUUUUAACUGCUUAAAAGUAAAGUUUUGCCAUUGCUUGAAGAAACUUUUUUUUCCUUCUCUGUGCUGCCAGCUGUAACACUUCUUCUGGGUUGCUUGCAUUCAAUUCUGUCUGGCCGAUGGCUUUGAUCUUUUCAAGAGAAAAAAAGUGAAAGUAGUAUUGGAGGUUAAAUCUCAAUAGUAUACAUUAAGCUUCUUAACCUGCUAAUAGUAAUAAAGUUAGUUUAAUGAUUAGCUCAAUCUUUAAUUGUAAAACCCCACGUUUGUGGCAAAAAGUAACCACUGAUUUAAGUUGUUUUUUUGUUUUGUUUUUUUAAGGAAAAGAUUGAUUGCUGAGCCAUGAUUUGUAGAAUCAUCUUUGUUCACAUUUUGCUACUUUGAGUAAAUUCAUAAAUGAAAAAUACAAGCCUUCCUGGGUAAUUGACAGUUCUACAGUUGAAUUGCUAAGUCUCCAAAAAGUAGCUUAAAAAAGACUCACAAUUUGGGGCUGGGGAUUUAGCUCAGCGGCAUAAGCGCCUGCCUUGCAAGCAGGCAAUCGUGAGUUCGAUCCCCGGUACUGAUAAAAAGGAAAAAGCAAAAGACUCACAAUUCAAAUUUCAGAGCUUUACUGUUUUGCUGUUUCUUAACAGUCGUGCAUAUGCAGAUAAGGCUGAACUCAAACUUGUGAUUUUCCUACCUCAGCCUCCCAAGUGCUGGAAUUACAGGUACACACUACCAUGCCUGGCUUGGGGUUUAUUUUUUUAAAUUUUCAUUAGUAUAUAUUUGCAGUACAUAGUGAUUACAUUUAUUAUGUGAAAUUGGUACACAUAACACAUCAAUUCUUUUUUCAUUCCCUCCCCUUCCCUGCUUUUUCCAUCUUUUGGUUUCCUCUUUCCAUUAUGAAAAAGCUCUCCCUAGUCUAACAUGCAAAAAUGCUCAGCACUGUACUGGUAUUGUAGCUUGCUUUUUGUAAUAGGAAACUUUCUAAUCUAUUAAAUAUCCACAGAAAUAUUCUGCUGUAGAGUGUUUAAGUGAGAAUACAGUUUAGGACCCAGGAAUCAAUACUUAAUAAAAAAUUAGAACUUCUUUAAA
Molecule: messenger RNA, 3725 nt
Organism: Cavia porcellus (domestic guinea pig)
Lineage: Eukaryota; Metazoa; Chordata; Mammalia; Rodentia; Caviidae
Gene: Ccne2
Product: cyclin E2
Exons: 12
Coding region: 165-1382 (405 amino acids)
Biological process (GO): G1/S transition of mitotic cell cycle; regulation of cyclin-dependent protein serine/threonine kinase activity
Cellular component (GO): cytoplasm; cyclin E2-CDK2 complex; nucleus
Molecular function (GO): cyclin-dependent protein serine/threonine kinase regulator activity
Source: RefSeq, a predicted model, not a curated record